GUGUCGUUUUUGAGCCAUUAUGGCACUGCUGUCGCCACGCCCUACACAUUUGUUUCGCCUUCACUACCUUAUUAUUCCCGAUGACGCUAGCUACAGCAAGCAGUCGACAACUUAGAAGAUUUCGCCACUGGGACGUUAAAGAAGAAGGAUUAACAAGGACAGUGUUUGGCGCAAAAGGGAACCGCUCACGAACAUUUGUUUUAACCAGAAGAGAGAUUCUCACAUUUUAAGGAUUAUUUGGGGAACGGUCAGUUUCGGUUAUGAACAAACUAGUCUAUACAAUUACCUAACUAGCUUUGCCAGUCCGGAAGGUAAACCAAACAUUGCAUUGGUUUGCCUGGCAGUAGCUAGCUCCAGUUACCGAGCAAACAAGUUUGCUUGUUUGAGAAUUCAGCAUAAAUCUCUAAAUGGUAAACCAAUAGACUUUUGUGGAAUGGAUGAUCAUAAGCGUAGGGAAAUGACGGAGCAACGAAGACUGCUCCAACAGGACAUAUGUUAAUUAUCUAGCCCAACUAGCCCUUGGCUGGCUAAUUGCUGGGACCGAACUUAUUUUUGCCGACUAAAUUCAGUACUGUAUGUUUGCCAUAGAGCUUGGAUGUAACGUUACAGCCAGUCACCGGGAAGUCCGUGAACAUACCUGCCCUGCAACUUUUUUUGCGGGGAGAUGAUGACAAAUUCUGGCGUAAAUGAUAAGACCACGGAAGCUAUAAGUUACUACCUCGCUAACUAUCACGCGUAGCUAGCUACAAAGAAAACAUUUUGGUCGGUGGUAUGCUUUGGUUAGAUAAUUAGCUAACCUGUACAUCCGAACCUACAAACACUGUUUAAUAAAGUUUACUUUCAUAUCUUCUGGCUACGUAUAGAUAACUUUGAUUAGACUGAGUUUUGACGUUAACACGUUCCUUGGUUCAGAACUAAACUGGGGGCUAGGGAGUAGGCUACUCUGUUUCCCUAGUAUCCUGUGAAUUUGGGCACUGCGACUCAAAUUGUUAACGUUAAAUUGAGCUCAAUUAGAGGCAUCCUCCAGACUUCCUCGGCGUCGGAGUUAAUAAUUUCAUUGUGCAUGCCUGCACCGCUAUGGAUGCCCACUGCAACCUCAAACUACAGUCAUGAUAUUGAGCAGGAAAGCAGAAGGUCCCAUCACAACAGUGAGAAAUGGCGACUUUCAUUAUGAGUCAUAUGGGCGCGCGGACCACACAGCCAAUGAGGAGACCGUCAUGAAUGGUCACAGCCCCGCAGUACUGCCCCCGCUGCUCAAACACACAGUCGGGAACAAGCCCGCGACGAAGGACCACCCGGUGGCGCUGCGGGCGGUGCCGCCGCGGGUGAAGCAGGCGAGCGAGGACUCCUCCACCCGCCGGGCCAACGCCGUGCUGCUCCACCACGGCCGGAGCAGCAGCAGCGGGGGCAGCCAGGGCCAGAGCAAGACCCUGCCGGCCCUGGCCAAGGACCGGAGCGCCGACAGCAGCGGCUCCGCCAAGUCCGCCGACAGCGGCAGCGGCGCCGCCCGGCCCGUUAGGCCGCCGCCCCUGACGCCGGAGCAGGCCCUCAAGCAGCACCGCCACCAGCUGACGGCCGCCGAGCAGCAGGAGAUCCUGGGCUACCCGGAGGUCUACUUCCUGGGGCCCAACGCCAAGAAGAGGCCGGCCGCGGCGGCCGGCGGCAGCGCCAACAACGGCGGCUUCGACGACGACCAGGGCGGCUACAUCCACGUGCCGCACGACCACCUGGCCUACCGCUACGAGUUCCUCAAGGUGAUCGGCAAGGGCAGCUUCGGCCAGGUGGCCAAGGUGUACGACCACAAGACGCGGCAGCACCUGGCGCUGAAGAUGGUGCGCAACGAGAAGCGCUUCCACCGGCAGGCGGCCGAGGAGGUGCGCAUCCUGGAGCACCUGCGCAAGCAGGACAAGACGGGCGCCAUGAACGUGGUGCACAUGCUGGAGAGCUUCACCUUCCGCGGGCACAUCUGCAUGACCUUCGAGCUGCUCAGCAUGAACCUCUACGAGCUCAUCAAGCGCAACAAGUUCCAGGGCUUCAGCCUGCCGCUGGUGCGCAAGUUCGCCCUGUCCAUCCUGCAGUGCCUGGAGGGCCUGCAGCGCAGCAAGGUGAUCCACUGCGACCUGAAGCCCGAGAACAUCCUGCUCAAGCAGCAGGGCCGCAGCGGCAUCAAGGUCAUCGACUUGGGCUCCAGCUGCUUCGAGCACCAGCGCGUCUACACCUACAUCCAGUCCCGCUUCUACCGCGCGCCCGAGGUCAUCCUGGGCGCCCGCUACGGCAUGCCCAUCGACAUGUGGAGCCUGGGCUGCAUCCUGGCCGAGCUGCUGACGGGCUACCCGCUCUUCCCCGGGGAGGACGAGGGCGACCAGCUGGCCUGCAUGAUGGAGGUCCUGGGCAUGCCUCCGCAGAAGCUGCUGGAGCAGUCCAAGCGGGCCAAGAACUUCUUCAGCUCCAAGGGGCACCCGCGCUACUGCACGGCCAGCACGCUGCCCAGCGGCGCCGUGGUGCUGACGGCCGGGCGCUCGCGCCGCGGGAAGGUCCGCGGCCCACCGGGCAGCAAGGAGUGGGCGUCGGCCCUGAAGGGCUGCGAGGACGCCGCCUUCCUGGACUUCCUGCGGAAGUGCCUGGAGUGGGACCCCUCGGUGCGCAUGGUCCCCAGCGGGGCCCUGCGCCACCCCUGGCUCUGCCGCCGCGCCGCCAAGCCCGCGCCCGUCCACGCGCCCGCCCCCGCCGAGAAGUCCCAGCUGCCCAGGCGGGCCGCUGAGCACAGUACCUCCUUCCCCGGCAUUAUCGCCAAACUGCCGCCAACCAUAGGCACCGCCAACGGCAAACUCAGGACCAACAUGAUGGGGGACCCUGGCGUCGGAAUACCUCUACGCGCCGUGCUUCCUAAACUGGUCACCUAGCAACCCAACCCUCAGGCUCACUGACCAAACAUUCGUAUAUCUUGUAGGUUUUUGGAUUAUAGAAGUUGCAGUUAUAAUGUGGAAAAAAAAUAGGUUUUUAAGAGAAGUCAUGCAGUUUUUAUUUAAGUUUUUAAGACUUUGAAAAAAUUGUUAUCUGUUUUUUAACAGCUUGUUUUUGUCUGAAUUGUAAUAGUAGAAGUGACAUUGCGGAGACUGGAGUCCAUGUUUUCUGUGCAGUCGUCCCUUUGCUGAGGUUUUUACUGUCCAUGCCCAGUGUUUUUAUGCUGAAGCACACACGAAGGAAUGUUUGGUGUCACAACAGACAUUCCACACCAAAAAAGAAGAGACUUCCAUCCUUAUGUUCCUUGAAUUUUAAGAGCUGUGAUUGUUUUUUUUACUUAAAAGGGCUAUUACAUAGGUUGUGGUUAUUAGCAGAAAUAAUGUAAACACCUUGGGUGGAGGAAGUAGUUUUUUAAAGUGGAAAUUGAUUUUCUGAGCCAGUUCUACAGCCAGCCUUCACUAGAGAUAUGAAGUGUUGGAAUGAGCUUUAUGGCUGGACUGUGCUCAGACUUAUGCAUAUGCAGCAGAGGAGGGGGGAGGGUAUCUGUGUCCUGUGAUUAUGAUUGAAUGGGAUUUACACCAUCACUGAGCAAUAAACCCUCUCCCUCACAUCUUA
Molecule: messenger RNA, 3579 nt
Organism: Anguilla anguilla (European eel)
Lineage: Eukaryota; Metazoa; Chordata; Actinopteri; Anguilliformes; Anguillidae
Product: dual specificity tyrosine-phosphorylation-regulated kinase 2-like
Exons: 3
Coding region: 1110-2903 (597 amino acids)
Biological process (GO): cytoplasmic stress granule disassembly; peptidyl-serine phosphorylation; positive regulation of cell cycle G2/M phase transition
Cellular component (GO): nucleus
Molecular function (GO): protein serine/threonine/tyrosine kinase activity; ATP binding; protein serine/threonine kinase activity
Source: RefSeq, a predicted model, not a curated record